AUGGAUAUCUAUACAGAAGAUGAUUUCGACGAAAACAACCCGGUCACGAAAGCAAACUACGCCGAUGUACCAGAAGAAGAUAAGUACGAAAAGUUCGAAAUAAGUGAUGAAAAAGAGGAAUUUGAAGACGAGGACUACGAUGAAGACGAUGAAUCUGAUUUAGAUCAUACCACACUAGUCCAGGUCCUGUCAAAUUCGUCCACAGAAUCACGUUGUAGCAUAUUACAAGAAGAAAUCAGGUUAUUGAAGCUGGAAAAUGAUCUGUUGCUCUCAAGAGAAAAAUCGCUAAAGGAUAGAUUAGAACUCCUGGGUAACGAUAACGAAACACUCAACACCAAGGUCCUGGAGUAUGAAGUGAAGGUAUCGUCGUUGAAUAAGGAAAUCGACCUGGUUAAGUGCCGCUCUGAAGCGCGCCAAUCAACACUGGAGAACAAUUACAGGGAAUUGUGCUCAAAAAUCGCAGCAAGUGAAGAGUUGAACCAGAAAAUGAGGUUCGACCUGAACCAGCAGAGGGCUAAAAACACGGUUUUGGAGGAAUUAGUGGAAAAUAAAAACACAGCAAUAGCUGAAUUAGAAAGAAGAAUGGAGCACUUGGCACCUUCAAGUCAGAUUACCGUAAAACUGAACGGAGAAGUACAGUCUGAUGACAAGUACAAAGAUCUCAAGUAUAGAUUACACGCAACGGAAAGGCAACUUGACCAAGUUGUUACAGAGCUCUCAAAAGUUGUAUCACACAACACUAGUCUCAACAAUGAUGCAAAUUCAAAAACUAGUACCAAAUAUCUAGACUACCGAGCACUAAUAAAAGAUUAUAACCAGAAGUCUUUAAGGGUGAAAGAGUUGGAAGAGAGACUCUCAAGUGACGAAAACAAGUCAAAAAUCGCUACUUUAGAGGACAGUAUUAAGAUACUGAAUGAAAAAUUGGCCACCAGAUCAAAUGCACUAAAGGAGACUGAAAGAGAGCUCAAGGAGUUUUAUUCAAAACAGCUUGACGAUUUAAGAACCAAUAUUUCUGAGCAUAAACAAAUGAUUGAUUCAAAGGUCCAAGAGUUAAACACAUACAGAGAUAGAAUAGAGUCCAUGAAAAUGGAACUGGACUUGAAAAACAAGUCGAUUAUCGAUAAGAACGAGGCUCUAAACAGAGAAAAAUCGCAAAACCACGAGAUUUUUUUAGAAAACGAAUCCCUCAAGAGGAAAAUCAACGAGUAUAUGGAUCAAAUCAGAUCACUGAAGCUGGAGAACCAGGUUCUUCUGGACAGAGAAGCGACUCACAUAGCUGAGUUUAAGAACUACUCAAAUGAAACUGACUUGAAGUUAAAGAAAAUGGAAUUGGUACUCAGACACACUCAGCAGAUGAACAAUAAGCCCAACUCUACCCAGAAUGACGAGACUGAUAAAAAGGACUACUCGGAGUUUAAGAAUCAGCUCUUGGAGGAAUUUAGUGAGAUCAAGCAGCUUCUAAACACUCUGGAAAGAUCGAAAAAGGAGCAACAGCAGAACAACAACCUAAUUCUGACUUUAAGGCACCAGAACGAUACAACGAUGACUGCACUGAGGGAAGAGAAUAAAAACGCACUAAACUCCUUCUCGGAGAAGAACAACACAACCCUUACUGAAUUGAAGCAACAGAACAUGAAUUUGGCUACAACGGUGACAGACAAUGUCAACAAGGUCCUGAAUUCACUGAAUAACAACAGUGAUAACCUGUUGAAAGAAAUAAAGUCGCAACUGGAAUCACUUAAGGAUGAACUUAGGGCGAGUGAGGCUGAAAAGUUUGUUCCAGAAACUCCAACGAAAACGCCUAAUCUAGAUGAGGCAAACAUUGAGGCUUCAGAUGAUUCAUUGUCUGAAAAGUACAAUAAACUGAAGGAGUCGUUUAAAGAAACCACGACAACUCUUCUGAGAAAGGAGAAGGUCUUAAUAGACUCCCUAAAAAAGACUGUCUUAGAGUGCCACACGUAUAAGAUGCAGCUUGAGGAGUUGAAGAACUCGACUCCCAACGCAGACGAUAACGCUGGAGUAACUAAAUCAUCACUAAAAUGCAGCUGUAAAGAUAUGGUAAAACGAGAUUCUGACUCGAAGGUCAAAAACUGUUGGUGCAGAUUCAAAAACUUCACCAAUCUUAGACGUGCCCUGUCUAGGAAGGCAAUGUUGCUCGAGUCUCAAGUUUUGGAUUCGAUGGAGAAACCAAAAGUGAAGCGUAGAACUCGACAAUCUGAGAACUUAGAAUAAUAUAUUACUGAAAUC
Molecule: messenger RNA, 2247 nt
Organism: Theileria parva strain Muguga
Lineage: Eukaryota; Apicomplexa; Aconoidasida; Piroplasmida; Theileriidae
Exons: 1
Coding region: 1-2232 (743 amino acids)
Source: RefSeq, a predicted model, not a curated record